UUUCGCAACGAACCGGCGUGUGACUUUCACGGACUGACGUACCGUCGUUCAGUUGUGUGACCGAAGUACAAUAAUUUAAUCAAAAUGCGGGUUUUAAAAGCAGGACUGAUUUUGAGUCAAAGACACGCAAAGAACCGCGCAAAUGUAACUUUGAAACAGGUCCUGGUGAACAGCUGUCGCGCCUGUUCUUCUGGCUUCGUCCCGAACGAGAGGAUACGGAACAUCGGGAUCUCCGCGCACAUCGACUCGGGGAAGACCACCCUGACCGAGCGCGUGCUCUACUACACGGGCAGGAUAGUGGAGAUGCACGAGGUGAAAGGGAAGGACGGAGUUGGAGCCAUCAUGGACUCCAUGGAGCUGGAGAGGCAGAGGGGGAUCACCAUACAGUCAGCAGCCACAUACACCAUGUGGAAAGAGCACAACAUCAACAUCAUCGACACACCAGGUCACGUGGAUUUCACCAUCGAGGUGGAGCGUGCUCUGAGGGUUCUGGACGGAGCGGUUCUGGUUCUGUGUGCUGUGGGCGGGGUCCAGUGCCAGACCAUGACCGUCAACCGGCAGAUGAAGCGCUACGGCGUUCCGUUCCUCACCUUCAUCAACAAGCUGGACCGCCUCGGAGCCAACCCCGCCCGCGCACUGCAGCAGCUGAGGUCCAAGCUGAACCACAACGCGGCGCUGCUGCAGAUCCCCAUGGGCCUGGAGGGGGGGCUGCAGGGGCUCAUUGACCUGGUGCAGGAGCGCAGUCUGUACUUCGAAGGGCCCUUCGGACAGAACAUGCGGUACGAUGAGAUUCCAGCAGAAUUCCGGGUGGAGGCGUCGGAGCGGCGGCAGGAGCUGGUGGAGUGUGUGUCCAACGCUGACGAGCUCCUGGGGGAGAUGUUCCUGGAGGAGAGGAUACCCAGCACCGGGGAGCUCAAGGCAGCCAUCCGCAGGGCCACGAUUCAGCGAGCCUUCAGCCCAGUGCUGCUGGGCAGCGCCCUGAAGAACAAGGGGGUCCAGCCCCUCCUGGACGCGGUGCUGGAGUACCUGCCCAACCCAACCGAGGUCAACAACUACGCCACCCUCAAUGAAGAGGAGUCCACAGAGUCCAAUAAGAUCAGGAUGGAUCCGACGCGAGAUGCAUCACAUCCGUUUGUGGGCCUGGCGUUCAAACUGGAGGCGGGACGUUUUGGUCAGCUGACCUACGUGCGCGUGUACCAGGGCUGCUUGAGGAAGAGUGAGUACAUCUACAACACCCGCACGGGGAAACGGGUUCGAGUGCAGAGGCUGGUGCGUCUCCAUGCCGACCAGCUGGAGGAUGUGGAUGUGGUGUAUGCUGGAGAUAUCUGCGCCCUGUUUGGGAUCGACUGUGCCAGCGGAGACACCUUCACCUCCCGAAACAGCACCAACCUCUCCAUGGAGUCCAUCCAUGUGCCAGACUCGGUGAUCUCCAUGUCUAUGAAGCCGUCCAACAAGAAUGAUCUGGAUAAGUUCUCUAAGGGGAUAAACCGCUUCACCAGGGAAGACCCCACCUUCAGAGUUAACUUCGACACAGAGAGUAAAGAGACGAUCAUCUCCGGCAUGGGAGAGCUGCACCUGGAGAUUUACUCUCAGAGAAUGGAGCGGGAGUAUAACUGCCCCUGUGUCAUGGGGAAGCCCAAGGUGUCCUUCAGAGAGACGGUGACCGAAUCUGUGCCGUUUGAUUACACCCAUAAGAAGCAGUCGGGCGGAUCGGGGCAGUACGGGAAGGUUAUCGGGGUGCUGGAGCCCCUGGAUUCUGAGAGCAACACCAAGGUGGAGUUUACGGACCAGACCGUCGGCACCAACAUCCCCAAGCAGUUCAUCCCCGCCAUCGAGAAGGGAUUUCGGGAGGCCUGUGAGAAGGGGCCCCUCACGGGCCACAAGAUUUCGGGGGUGCGCUUUGUGGUGGAGGAUGGGGCGCAUCACUUGGUGGACUCCAACGAGAUCUCCUUCAUCCGGGCCGGAGAGGGUGCUCUGAAACAGGCCCUGGAGAAGGCAGAUGUGGUGGUGCUGGAGCCCAUCAUGUCCGUGGAGGUUGUGGCCCCUCAUGAGUUCCAGGGGGCCAUCAUCGCCGGGAUCAACCGUCGCCAUGGCGUCAUCACUGGCCAGGACGGAGCGGAGGGGGAGGGGGAGGGGGAGGGGCACUUCACCCUGUACGCCGAGGUUCCUCUGAAUGACAUGUUUGGAUACUCCUCAGAACUGCGCUCUUCUACUGAGGGUAAGGGGGAGUACACGAUGGAGUACAGUAGGUACCAGGCCUGCCAGCCCGGCACACAGGAGCAGCUCAUCACCCAGCACCUGGAGGCCAGCGGCCAGCUCCCUGCCAGGAAGGGCAAAGCCAAGAACUAACGCUGAUACUCACACACACACACACACACACACACACACACACACACUCGCACGCACGCACACACACACACACACACACACACGCACACACACACUCACAGGGCAAAGCCAAGAACUAACGCUGAUACUCACACACACUCACACACACACACACACACACCACAAACACACACACACACACUCACACACCACACACACACCACAAACACACUCACAGGGCAAAGCCAAGAACUAACACUGAUACAGAACAUACACACACACACACACUCUCACACACCCACACACACACACUCACACACACACACACACACUCACACACACACACACACACACACACACACACACACACUCACACACACACACACACACACUCACACACACACACACACACACUCACGCACGCACGCACGCACGCACGCACACACACACACACACACACACACACACACACACACACACACACACACACUUCAUUACCCCAGCAGAGACUUGCAUUGUGUCGAAAUGAAAAGCUGUCUUUAAACAGGAUCGUUCCCCACUGUGUUCCGCAGUCAGCUGUGUUAUUUAUGAAGGCUUUUCCUAUUUCACCGUUCCCAUAUUCCCAUCUAUCCUCCUCCGGCCGUGGGAGCUGGAAUGAGCCCUCCGGAAUGACUGCUCCCGGACGGGGAGGUUACAGACGGCACAUUCUCCCCGGUCCCCGGUCUGGUCCGGGGGAUGUACGGUUAUUGGUUCAUGUACUGUGUACAGCAAUAUGAUGAUGAUGUAAUAAAUAAAUAAAUCAUGUA
This is a messenger RNA of Conger conger (European conger), 3134 nucleotides long. It is a transcript of the gene gfm1, whose product is annotated as G elongation factor, mitochondrial 1. The coding region runs from base 85 to 2349 and encodes 754 amino acids. Gene Ontology annotation, biological process: mitochondrial translational elongation. Gene Ontology annotation, molecular function: GTP binding; GTPase activity; translation elongation factor activity. Gene Ontology annotation, cellular component: mitochondrion. NCBI's taxonomy places the organism in Eukaryota, Metazoa, Chordata, Actinopteri, Anguilliformes, Congridae. The record is from RefSeq and is a predicted model, not a curated record. The transcript has 19 exons.